AUAUACGUGUGACUUAUCAUGUGAUAUUGUCAUUAUAAUGAUAUAUAUUAAUGCUAUCAAACGUAUCAAACGUGUAUUAACGUAUUUCGUAUUUAACAUCUUUGAGCAAUGAUGUCUCAACAAACUUUGGAACACCCGGAAGCUUUGGUUUUGAAUAAUAUGACUGUUUAUCCAAAUCCAACAAAUCCCGAUCUGAACAAUACGCGCCUUUGGCUUCGCAAUGCACUUGCAAAUGUUCCGUAUUUGCAUCAAGAUCGAGUAUUUCGGGACGUUGAUGCUACACUGGCAGUUUUUAAAGCAUUGAUCCCAAAAACUGAUAUCUACGCCCACGACGAUGGCACGGUUGAAGUUUUAUUAUGUCUUUACGGAACCAUUCCAAUCACGUUUAGAUCGACACCAUAUAAUAUUCCCGUAGCCUUUUGGAUUCCAACGGACUAUCCUAUGGUUCCACCGAUUGCAUUUGUGGUUCCAACAUCUAAUAUGUUAGUGAAAAAAUCUCAACAUGUUGAUGUUAGCGGUCGCUGUUCUCACCCUUACCUAGAACAUUGGAAUCCGCCACCACAUAAUGAGGAAUCCAAUCUUGUUUCACUUUGUUCGCUUUUGCAAAAUAUAUUUGGACAAAACCCACCUGUAUAUACUAGACCUACAUCACAACCAUCACUACCUGCACCUCCACCACCACCUCCAUUGUUACAGCAACCUGUAAACGGAAUACAACAACAUUCACCUGUUCUUCGGGCAUAUUCUCCAACACCGCCUCCUUUACCACCUCCACCGCCAUAUCAACCUUCUUCAAACAUGAAUGUAAAUAGACCGAGAAGUCAUAGUUCCACUAUUCCUCCCGUUCUACCAAUUUCACGUUACGCAACAACGUCACCGUUACCAACUAGAAGUUCUUCUUUACAUCCACAAAUUUCCAAUGAAUCUCAACUUUCCGUACCAAGUAUACUUGAUACUCCACCACUUCCUAUCAUUACUCCAUCACCAGCUCCUUUACCAACAACUCAAAAUCCAGAAUUGGUAAAAUUACAAUCAAUGGUUUACGAUAAAGUAAAACAUAAAUGUGAGGAAUAUGUCCAAAAAACGUCACCGGAGUUGAAUAGGAAUAUGUCAAUUGGUGAACAUUUGAAUCAAGAUCAAGAACGUAUUAUUGAGGAAAGGAAACAAUUGAUUGAAAAAGAUGCUAGAAUAAAAGAGAAAACAGAAAUUUUAAGGGGAAAAAUUGCAGAAAUUGAUAAAUUAAUAGAACAAGCUAAGAAUAUGCCCGAUGUGUCAGUUGAUGAUAUUCUAUGUGGAACCACUAUAGUUUAUAAUCAAUUAUUUGAUUUAAUAGCGGAAGACAAUGCAAUAGAAGAUGCAACUUAUUAUUUAGGGAAAGCAUUAAGCAGUGAGAAAAUAGAUUUGAAUUCAUAUAUGAAGAACAUUCGAACUCUUGCACGUGAACAAUUUAUGCGUAGAGCGUUGAUUCAAAAGGUUCGCAGACAAGCUGGAUUGGAUAAAAUUAAUAAGCCAUGAUUUACGAUAGAAGACUUGGAUGAUAAUUAUUUGAAUUUUAUAAAUAACAUUUUAUUAGGUUGUAAUCUAAUAUAAAUAUAUAUGUAUUAAUUUCAUUACAAAAAAUCAUAACAUUAAAUUUAAGUUAUUAAAUUA
Messenger RNA from Rhizophagus irregularis DAOM 181602=DAOM 197198, 1650 nucleotides. RefSeq lists its product as uncharacterized. The record is from RefSeq and is a predicted model, not a curated record. NCBI's taxonomy places the organism in Eukaryota, Fungi, Glomeromycota, Glomeromycetes, Glomerales, Glomeraceae. Gene Ontology annotation, biological process: protein modification process; protein transport; endosome to lysosome transport. Gene Ontology annotation, cellular component: ESCRT I complex. Gene Ontology annotation, molecular function: ubiquitin binding.